UGAAUGUAACAUACGGAUCCAUAUACAUAGAAACAGAGUCCGUGGCCAGUAGUCGCUGUAGUGCAACUCGAAUCACUUCUCAGUGUGCCUGACGCCGACGCCACGACGCGCGCACCGGCAGCCGCCUUUGUCUCUACACACCACACGAACUUCCAGAGAGAAUUAAUUUAGUUAUGUCGGACGAUAAUUCACCAGUAGUUGAGGAGCUGAAGAAAAAGCGAGGACGUCCUCCAAAGAAUGCCGACUCAAAAAAUGCCGUAAAGGAGCCCAAAAAGCGAGGACGCAGUGCUGCUACGGAAAAAAUUAAUGCAUCUCGUCCACCAAAAUCUGACAAUGAAGAUGAUGCACCACCUGGACCAGUUAAAAGGGGUAGAGGUAGACCUAAAGGUUCUCACAAAAAAAAGAGUACAACAAAAACCACCGCGCCAUCACCCGGUCGUGGACGUGGUAAACCCAAGAAAAUAGAAGAAAAACCAGAAAGUACCGGUGAAGAAGAAGAGAUGGAAGAAGAAGAUGAUGAAGAGGAAAACUGAAUAUAAAAUUUUAAAAUGUCUUCGUGACAUCGGGGCUUCAUUUUCGGAGUUUCCUAAAAUUUGCUGUCGACUUUUCUUAAUUCCUUUUUUUUUUUUUUAAAUUUUAUUAUUUUUUUUUUUUAAUUGGUACACAAAUGUGUAUUUAGAUUUAUUAUUUCAACGACGGCGAGAAUAAAAACUCUUUUAUCUCGUUGAGCUGAAUCAAUACUGCUCAUUUGAUGUAGAUUAAAAAAAUAAGAAAAAAUGAAAAAUUAUUCGACACUUUCGUAUCACGUAGUAUAUUUUAUUUAUCAACUUAAAAUAAUUUUGUUCUCCCAUUAAAUUUAAUCAAUACUAUCUAGUAAUAAAACUGGCUGAACAAGUAGAGUAUAAGAUACUAAAUGUGAAAAAUAAAAUUGAAGAUUUUUGAUAAUCCGAUUUUGUAAUUUUAAAACUCGCGAUACUGUCGAAAAAAAAGGUUACAGAGGCAACAUUCUUAGCUUAUGGUUUUUAUUUUUAAUAUAUGAUUAUUUUCUUACAUUUUAUGUGAUUUAUUAAUACCAAUAUUAUUAUGAUUGUCUUUUAUUCAUACACUCAAUUAAAGUUCUCAAAAAAAAAAUGAAAAAAAAUAAAUAAAUAAAAAAGUUGAAAAAUUUAAUGAAAUAAAUAGAAUUAAUUGAAUACGUUAACAUUAACAGGAAUAAACAAUGAAAAUUAAUAUAGAAAAUUAACAUAUUGCUAGCAAGAUAUUUAACACUGAUAAAACAAUAUAGUAGUGAUAAAUCUCUAGGAUAGUAUUGAGUACUUUUUGUAAAAAAAAAAAAAAAAAAAAUUUCAGACAGUACUGUAUGCUAUCUAGACUGAAUCCACUACUCUGGGUAGUACCAAGUACCGUCCCAGGCAGUAGUGGAUACAGUCUAGAUAGUCUACAGCACUGUCUGAAAUUUUUUCUUGUACAGAAAAUACUCAGUACUAUACCCGAGAGUUGCCACUACUGUAUUGUUUUUUCUGUGAACUUGCUGUAAAUUCUGAAUUAAAAGGUGGUAACGAAUUAAAAAUAAUUAUUAUGGAUGAAUUAAAGGAUAGAAAACUCUUGUAUAUCACGAGUGCGUGAAGUUUCUUUCAACUUUACUAGAUUAAAAAAAAGAACGAAAAAAAAUAAGAAACAUGAGUAAAUGAAUUCUGAAGUCCCGCUUCUGAGACGAACAAGAUGUGUGAAUGUAAAAUUUGUAUUAAAGUAAAUAAAUUCACAAAA
Molecule: messenger RNA, 1767 nt
Organism: Microplitis mediator
Lineage: Eukaryota; Metazoa; Arthropoda; Insecta; Hymenoptera; Braconidae
Gene: D1
Product: chromosomal protein D1
Exons: 3
Coding region: 174-533 (119 amino acids)
Molecular function (GO): DNA binding
Source: RefSeq, a predicted model, not a curated record